AGUUUUGAGCUGCCCGCAAACUUAUAAGCAGAGCAGCAGCAGCAGCAGCAGCAGCAGGCACCAACGGCAGCAAUGGCCGCUUUCCGCAAAGUGGCAGCGGCGGCGGCCAGGCUGAACCUCUGGUCGGCGGCGAGGAACGAGCUGGUCGGCUGGCAGACGGCUAACGGAAGCCGAACUCGGAGGUGUCUGGCAGUCGGGAUGUGCGUUGCGACCGGAGGCGCGGUGGCUCUGUACUUCUACAAUGAUAUGUGGAGCGACAGAGGGGGGAAGAGGAUGAGGAGGCACAGCAUCAACGGACUGCUGCCGUCCAUCCCCACGGUUGAAGCCAAGGAGAAGGCACGUCCGUUUGACUUUGAGGAUGGAGACGUGUACAUGUCUUCCCAUGAGCAUCGCUUCCGCAUGUUCAGCUCUGUGGAGUAUGAAGGACAGCUGUACAUGACCCCGCAGAAUUUCAUUGAGUCUGUUACCAUGAGUGAGCCAAGAAACAAGAGGCCCUGGAGGUCCCUGACCAAACAGGAGCUAGAGAAGAUCCUGACAGACACUCCCCCAGUAUGGAGGGGAUCCUCCAAACUGUUCCGCAACCUGAGAGAACGAGGCAUCAUCUCAUACACAGAGUACUUGUUCCUGCUCUGCAUCCUGACAAAGCCUCACGCUGGCUUUAAGAUUGCUUUCAAUAUGUUUGAUGCAGACGGCAACCAGAUGGUGGACAAGAGGGAGUUCUUGGUGCUGCAGGAGAUCUUCCGGAAGAAAAAUGAGAAGAAAGGAAGGAAAGGAGAUGCUGAGAAGUCAGCUCAGUUGAGUAUGCAGCUGUAUGGAUAUCAGGUUGCCCCCAUGAACAGCGUGCUAAAAAAAGACAGUCAGGAGUUUGUGGCACGGAGUUACUGGGACGUUUUGAGGCGAAGUGCCAGUCAAGUCCUCUUUUCUGACCUGGCGGAGCGAGCAGAUGAGAGCAUCACAAUUGACACCACGCUAUUGGUCCAUUUCUUUGGGAAGAAAGGGAAGGCAGAGCUUACCUUUGAUGACUUCUACAGAUUUAUGGAUAAUCUGCAGACAGAGGUGUUGGAAAUUGAGUUUUUGACCUACUCAAAAGGGAUGACCACUAUCAGUGAGGAAGACUUUGCCAAAAUCCUGCUGCGCUUCACCAACGUGGAGAACAUCAGCGCCUACCUGGAGAACGUCCGCCAGUGUAUACCUGAUGAAAAGGGAAUCACCUUUGAUGAAUUCAGAUCCUUUUUCCAGUUUCUCAACAACCUUGAAGACUUUGCCAUUGCCAUGCAGAUGUAUAAUUUUGCUUCACGUUCCAUUGGACAAGAUGAAUUUGCAAGAGCAGUGUACGUGGCCACGGGGCUCAAGCUGACGCGUCAUCUUGUUAACACGAUCUUCAAGAUAUUUGACGUUGAUCACGAUGACCAGCUGUCGUACAAGGAGUUCAUCGGCAUCAUGAAGGACCGGCUGCACAGGGGAGCCAGGGGCUAUAAAGCUGUGGAACGCGCCACCUCCUUUAGAUCCUGUCUGAAGAAGGAGCUGGCAAGCAGCAGGUGAAGGGCCAACACUACUCCUCCUUCUCCAGCUGUGUUCGCUCUGAGGCCAGGAAACAAGUGCACCAGCUGUGGAGGAAGUACCAGGAGAAGCUGUAGAGGAUGGAAAAAAAUCCUACUGAGCUCCAACUUUAAUCAGUCAGCAGAACGAGGUAGCAGCAUUUGUUUUCAGUGACAGAUCCUCUGUUAACUUCCAAAUCAGAUAAUAACUAAAAGCAUGAUCGCACACAGCUGACUGAUGUUGAUGCUGAUAAUAAGCAACGUCAUUCCAUUUUUGGUUGUUUUUUUUUCCAGAUGUGUUUUAAUGUCAGUGAUCCAGAGUGUGAUUUAUAACUGAAAGAGCACAAGAAAUAUGAAUUAAAUUCUGUGUGAUCCUUUCUAAAUUAUCCAUGUAAAAUGAAUGCCAGUAAUUUCAAAACUGCACGGACUAAAAUUGCAGAAUUAAUUGAAGAUAUUGUAAAUAUGUAUUGUCCUCACCCUGUGUUAACUAUAUCAGCCUGAUUUCUGUUGCAAUUUCUUUGAUACUAUCUAGCCACCUGCUUGUUAUUGCGCUGAGAGAGUAUAUUAACACUAAUGCUAAAGUUAUAAAUGCAAUACUAUCCUAAUAUUACAACAGCACUUGAGAUGUCUUUGGCCUAGAUGUGACAACAUAGAAGUGAAAUGACAAAGGACAAGGUUUUUUGUUAAAAUUAAAUAUUUUAUCUGGCUAAAUCCUUAAUGUCUUGACCUGUUUUGUGUUUAAGAAAUUUAGGUGCAUGUACGACAUAGAUAGCUACAUAGGUGCCUUCUAUCCAUUCUCCUUCUCAUCUGAAAACCCAUCAUAGAAACCCAGACUUUUGGAGCAAUUGAUUAAUAAUGUGUAGCUGUUAAUAGCAACAGAAUGGGCAAAAGUGUGCAAUUAUUACUUUAUUUGUAUUUUAUCUGAUUGAUAUUACCCAGAAGGCUUGCUGAAUAUAUGGUAAACUGGGGUGAUAUGCCUCCCUGAAGAGCAAUAUCUGUUUGCUUUAAAAUUAUAAAUAUUGAAUAUCAAUAUGUACAUGAGAAGUAUGCUAAAGGCAACAAAUUUGGAGGGUAAUUAAAUCAUAAUGAACUCCAACUUAGUUAUUAUAAAACUGAAUGUGAAAUGUUGGAAAGGAGUUAAUCUUACCUUGAGUCAUUUUAAGUUUUUUAUUUGUAUAUACGAUAACUUUAUUAUCAAUGAUAUUUUAUUUCCUGAUAUGAAGGAAAAGCAGUUCUUCUGAGGGGUGUCCUCACAUAAAAAUAUAAUUACUCUUUUUUUUGUUGUUGUUCAGUUUUACUCUCUUGUAAACAUUAAAAUACAUAGAUAAAAACACCAGUAUAAUUUUAUUGCUACUUAUAAAAGAUCUUCAAGCCACUAUCGUCCAAGAAAAAUCUUGAAAUAAAAACUGACCAUAUUUAGUGGUAGGAUGGAAAUAUUGGAGGUUUUCUUACCCCAGUUUACCCACAUUUUUAGAUGCCAUGGUGUGAAAUAUGGAAAAUAAUUUAAAGACACAGAAAUGGAAAAAGUCUAGAUAUAUUAUUUUUUCUCAUAAUAUGAAUUAUUCUCAAAUUUGCAAUAAUGUGUUUGUCACAUCAGUGGAUCUGGUGAAUGAAUUUCCAUGCAUGAAUAAACUAUUUUAAGAAGAGAUGCGAAGUCGAUGGUAUUCAUUGAGCAUGCGCAGUAAAGUGCUUAAGCAGGCGGUCCUGUUUUACCUGAACUUUUUGGCUUCAAACUUAAUUUUGCUGGGAGAUACAAUGAAUGCGCUGCAAUUUGUCGUAUUUCAUAUUGGUAAGUAAUUUGCUUCGAUGCUAACACUGAUGUUAUGAAGAGAAAGUCGACACAACAAGCCUAUUUGGAGCGUUAUUAAUGAAAGUGCCGUUAGCGGGAUUUUUUUUUUGUAGCUAGCUACCGGAAGUUAGGUGCUAAAUAUUACUGUGAGUGGAGCUUUCCUCUGCCUCCUUCUUUGUUUGUUGUAAUGUGUGUUGUUUUGGUGUUCUUAGCUGUAGUUGAAUAAACUUUAAAAUGGGAAAAAUAAACUAUGUUUCUGGCCCUGUUGACUUUGGUAACACCUACUGUACCAAACAAUUAGCUUUUCCAGAAACCAGUGCACUGUUAUCAGUUUCCAUAGCUUGGAGCACAACAAAAACAUCUUACACUAGUCUUGCCGAAAGAGUAUUUACACUAUCAGUAGUCCUAGUCAAGUUUGAACCAUAGAGUCUUUAACCCUUUGAUGCGCAACAUGGGUCAAAAGUGACCCAAAUCCAAUGGAAAAUGGGUAUCUCCUGACCCACACGGCGCAUCAAACGAGAAACUAUUGGGGCAUCAAACGGUUACAGAUUAGAUGAUAAAUACUGCCCUCAUGUGUCGCACCAAACUAACUGCUGCUAAAUGGGCAAAAUUGCAAGGAUGCUCAAGUCUUUGCGUUCUUUUACAUGCUCUACGCGCUACAUUUAAACCAGCCUAGUUGUUUCUACCGACAAAAAUAACUUUAAAGAAACAUUUUAACUCAUAUACUGCAGUUUUUGAUUUGCUGCUAAAUGACUGCAGCCUCCACAUUGUGACUGAAAUGUUAUUACAUCAAAAUGAAUUAAUUUGAUUCAUGAGGGUUGUAUUUCAAGUAAUAUAUCCCAUAUAAUCAUUACAAAAGAAACUAUUUAUUUGAUAUACAUAACCCAUCUUUAAGUCAUGUUAACUGUAGUCUGAACAAGGAUAUUGGACAUUCUCAAUACGUACCUUGUCAACAUAAGAAACAAUUUUCAUAUUGAUUCUUUUACUCUGGGACUUCAAGUAACCAUUGUUUUCUGAACUAGUUGUUGGGUUCGUCAAAUAUCGAAAACUGAUGAAAAAUGUUGAUCAGUGUUCCCAAAAGACCAAGAUGAGGUCUUGCUUUGUCAAGAAAAACAAAACAAAAAAAAAAAACAGAAAAAUCAUAAUGUAUUUAGUUUGAUGUGAUAGAAGAUGACAGUAACCAGAAAGUAUUUAGAUUUAAGAAUGUAGAGCGAAUUUAGACAAUUAAAAAAAUCAGGCUAUGUAAUUAUUAAAAUAGUACCUUUAUUUUAAUUUAUUUUGUUAGAAAUGAACCAUCCAUCAAUUAGCUCUCGUAUAAUCUUAAAUGUCACGCCUGAUCGCGCUAUGAACUGCAAGCAUUUUAUUUCUAUCGAUAAGGACAUACGGCUAUGUGUAUUUACCCGCUGUGACUGUCUGAUCCCAAUAAAAGUACCUGUAGACGUUUAUAAACUGGGCGAUAAUCAGUUUUUGGCGGACGAUCGCUUUUUGACAGGGAUGUAAAAAUUGUUUUGUACUAGUUUUGACGUAGCAUUUUCUAUAUUGCGUGUGUCAGUGUUUCAGCCGUGUUACGUUACGGCAACGGAAACCUUUCAAACCGCAGAACGAGGCUGUCAACCUGUAACAGGAACUCUUUUUCUUUGCCGACUUCCUGUCCGGAACACUAAAGGCGACGUACCAUACAGUUUAUAUGUAGUAUAAAGCGCAAAUAAGUAGCUGCUACAACUUCUCUCAAAUGAGUCGUUUGUCUUAUUUAUCUGUAUAUUGUUAGGUUAAAUACCAACGUAACAGCUCGUACGGGUUUUUUGAAAAACGAAUAAGUAAUAUUCAGUGACGUACGUGACUUCGCAAAGCAUUCUGGGUGAGUUAAAAUUGGACUAUUAUAAUAAAUAAACGGCUUUAGAAGCAGUUUAGACGUAAAUGGUCUUAUUUUUUUUCUUUCUCGGCUGUUGACACAUCAAUACGUGGUUAUUUUGUAGUUUGGGACAACAAAAAUAAACCCUGACUGAGAAUGACUGCCCUGCGAAUGACUGCCUGACUUCAGCGUGUUAUUCGUUAAGACUAUACUUUCAGGGAUCAUUUCUAUAGUUUCUGACUUGAGAAAUGUGUUUCUAAAGUGUUUGGUCUCGCCAACCACGAUGAUGAGUCGUGAUAUUCUCUUCUGAGCGCGAAGCGGGCAGAGAAAAAUGAUUUAUUUCAUACGUUCUCUGUCAUUGAUGACCGUUCUUUGCUUUCUUGUGGAGCAUUGAGGAAGAGAAUAUGAUCAGAGUG
This is a messenger RNA of Amphiprion ocellaris (clown anemonefish), 5595 nucleotides long. It is a transcript of the gene micu3a, whose product is annotated as mitochondrial calcium uptake family, member 3a. The transcript is spliced from 15 exons. Gene Ontology annotation, molecular function: calcium ion binding. Lineage: Eukaryota; Metazoa; Chordata; Actinopteri; Pomacentridae. The coding region runs from base 73 to 1542 and encodes 489 amino acids. Gene Ontology annotation, cellular component: uniplex complex. The record is from RefSeq and is a predicted model, not a curated record. Gene Ontology annotation, biological process: calcium import into the mitochondrion; mitochondrial calcium ion homeostasis.